Molecule: messenger RNA, 683 nt
Organism: Moneuplotes crassus
Lineage: Eukaryota; Ciliophora; Spirotrichea; Euplotida; Euplotidae
Source: the annotation of a GenBank genome assembly
GAAAUUUCAAAUGGAGGAGUUAGCCAUGUACGAAGAAGAGUAUGUCGAUAAUGCUAAGAAGUAUAAGAAGGCAAAAGCAGAAAUGCAAGUUUCAAGCGACAAAAAGCUAGAGCAGGCUUUCAAAGAUAUGCAAUUCUAUAGUAAAGAAGCAAAAGCCUCAUAUGAGCAGUUUAAUCUAUCAAUCAGUGAGCUCUCAGCUAAAGAGCGGUUCAAAUUCCAGCAGAGACUAAACGAAUAUGCCAACCAAGUUGAAGAAAUGAGGAGAGAAGUGAAUAAAGCACAGGUUGAUUAUGGGUUCAUCAAGAAUAAAGAGAACCUUUUUGGUCCUAAUUGGGACCAGCCAGCUGAUAACGAGUCUUUUCAAGACCAAAGGUUGCUUAAUGAAAAUGCACCGCUUUCAGAUCAGCAGAAUAAGCUAAAUCAGGCUAUCAGGGUUGGCCAUGAGGCUGAGGUGAUUGCAAAGGACACUAAGUUCAAUCUAGCCAAAGACACUGAUAAAAUGCAGAAAAUUAGACAAAAUUUAGGCAAAGUAGAUGGAGAAAUGACAGUCUCAGAUAGGCUACUAGAUAUCAUAAAGAAGAACGAAUCACGGAACCGCUGAGUUCUUUAUAGCGUCGCCUUCACUAUUGUGGGAGCUAUACUGCUCCUUGUAUUUUUGAGGAUAUUUAAGAAGCAUUAUUAAA